UUAACAUCAUCAGCUCGCCUCUUCCCAUUCUCAACUUGCCAUCCAUCAACACCUCAGCACCCCCAACAUCUCUUCUUCAAAUUUCCAUCCCCUUACCACCAAUCUUUCCACAAUGUUGUCCUUGCGUACUCUUGCCCGCUCUGUGCCUCGCACUGUCUCGCGGUCCUUCGCUACCUCUUCCCGGUCCGCAGUUUUGCGACCCGUGUCAACAGUCCCAAGACCCAGUCUCCUGCAGUCGUCGCUGAAGCCGGCCACAAGAUCGCCUUACGCUGCCUUUUCCACCUCGAGUGUCUUCAGACAAUCCGCCGAGGGUGAUGUCGAGCUGGUUGCCAAGCUUGAGGAUGAGGUUAAGCAUGAAAAGGCUUCUGGUCUGGAAGAUUUGGAAUCCUCUGUCCAGAACAUCCAGUAUGUUCUUCAGAACAACUCCUGGGAGGUCAAGGAUGUUCCCGGUGAGCAAGAAAUUGUGUUGACGAAGAAGUUUGGCAAUGAAGAGAUUCGUCUCACUUUCACUGUCGCCGACCUCCAGAACUUGAGCGAGCAGGAAGACUUCGACGAUGGCGCUCUCGCUGACGAGAUGGACUUCGAGGGCCACCAGCCCACUAACCAGGGCCGCGCUGGAGGCGUUUCCCAGCAACACCCCGAAGACCGUGUCGCUCCCGCCGACCGUGAGUUGGAUGAGUUGGACCGCGACGUCGAACCUAGCUUCCCUGCACGUGUCAACGUCACCGUUGAGAAGCCCGGCAACGGUGCUCUCCUGAUCCAAACCGUCGCUCAGGAUGGCCUCUUCCAGGUUGAGGAAGUUUCUUACUUCUCUAAGCCCGACCUGGCCCACGCCCAGACCGCUGAGAAGGACUGGGCUAGACAGAGCCUCUACGCUGGUCCUCCCUUCGAGAACUUGGACGAGGACCUCCAAAGCUACCUCGAGCGUUACCUCGAGGAGAGAGGCGUUAACGCAGAGCUUGCCAACAUGAUCCCCGACUACAUCCAGGUCAAGGAGCAGAAGGAAUACGUUCGCUGGCUCGAGAGCGUCAAGAACUUCAUCUCCGCUUAAAUGUCUUUUUCGGAAAGUGACAUUUCAUGAAGCCUACUCUAUGAGUCGAGAUGUGUACGACAAAAUCCCAGCUCUUCACCCUUUUCCUCUAAUAUUAUCUGUUUUAAAAUAUUCUCGUGUUUUCAUGUUACAUUAGCUCAUUGGGAUGGUAGAAGUAGCUUC
Aspergillus wentii DTO 134E9 is the source of this 1213-nucleotide messenger RNA. RefSeq names its product MAM33 family protein. The transcript is spliced from 5 exons. Gene Ontology annotation, biological process: cytosolic ribosome assembly. NCBI's taxonomy places the organism in Eukaryota, Fungi, Ascomycota, Eurotiomycetes, Eurotiales, Aspergillaceae. Gene Ontology annotation, cellular component: mitochondrial matrix. The record is from RefSeq and is a predicted model, not a curated record. The coding region runs from base 113 to 1051 and encodes 312 amino acids.